Messenger RNA from Cryptomeria japonica (Japanese cedar), 1787 nucleotides. Its product is annotated as acyltransferase GLAUCE. The transcript has 2 exons. The record is from RefSeq and is a predicted model, not a curated record. Lineage: Eukaryota; Viridiplantae; Streptophyta; Pinopsida; Cupressales; Cupressaceae. Bases 284 to 1651 code for a protein of 455 amino acids. Gene Ontology annotation, molecular function: acyltransferase activity, transferring groups other than amino-acyl groups.
UGGUGCAAUCCAAUACAAUAGAGGUUAAAACUGCAUCCAGCUGUGGCUAGAAAUCAGUGUUUGAGAAUAACAACUGCAAGCCUGUCUCAACUACAAUACGGCCGCGCAUUCAAAUCUGGAUUACAACUGUUUCAUUGAAUGCAUGCCCAUGCCCAUUGGUCGCUGCCACUGCCACUCCAAGACUAGCGUUCAUCAUUUAAUGAUUUAAGCCACCCACGAAUCUUUAAAUGGGAGCGCAGGGACCCCUUGUCUAUCAACAUUCAACAUUAAGAGAAGAGAAGGUAUGGGGAAAGUUGUGAUGGAGGAUCUGAAAAUAAAAGUGGAGGCUCCAUUUGCAGUGUAUCCGGCAGAAACGAAGGCGGCACGAUCUAUGUUUCUGUCGAACAUAGACCAGACACUGGUGGCUCCUGUGGGAACUCUCUCCUUUUUCUCGGCACCUCCCACCAUGACUUUCCAGGAGGUGGUUGACAGCUACGUGAAGGCGCUCAGCCAAAUGCUGGUAACCUACGACUUCAUGGCGGGAAGGCUCAAAUUAAACGAGGAAGAAGAUCGGCUGGAGAUCGAGUGCAACGGCGCCGGUGCCUUUUUUGCCGUUGCCUCCACCGACCUAACCAUGGAUGACCUCGGCGACAUCGCCACUCCUAACCUCGCUUUUCGACGCUUCGUUUUGUGUGACUACGUCGCACUCUCACACCAACAACCUCAUCUUCCCCUCUUCACCUUGCAGGCCACUCGUUUCAAGUGCGGAGGAUUCGUUGUGGGAGCGGGGCUGAACCACUGCAUUCUUGAUGGGAUUUCGUGUUUUCACAUGAUGAUUAACCUGGCGUCCAUCGCAAUGGGAAAAGGCUUGCCCAUCACUCCCUUCGUGGAUCGAGCCCUUCUCAAAGCCAGGGAUCCUCCCACCAUUGCCUACCAACAUAACGAGUACUCCAAGAUCUCUGAACUUCCGCCCACCUUAACGCUCACCGCCAAUUUCAGCGGACGAGGAAAAGACGUGACCGCGUCCGCCGCGCACAUGGCUGAGGCGCAAGAAGAAGAAAAUGUUCUGAAGCUGUUUUCGCUUUCUGGAGAAGCGAUAGAGCGGCUGAAAGAGAAGGGCGCUGAGGAGGGUUGGAAAUGCAGCAGUUUUGAAGUGGUGACAGCACUGGUGUGGAAGGCGCGGAUGGCGGCGGUGGAGGAUGAGGAUGAUGAGAUAGCGACUGUGUUGUUUCCAAUGGACGUGAGGUCCAAGAUUGAGCCGGCACUGCCCAAAGAGUACGCGGGCAACGCGGUGAUACCCGGUCAUGCGAGAGCAAGCGUUAAGGAAGUGCGCGAUGAGGCUCUGGGGGUGUUGGUGCGCAAGGUUCAGGAGGGGUUGCGUAGGAUCAACGAUGACUAUGUGAGAUCUAUGUUAGAUUGGUUGGAGGUUAACAAGGGAAUUCCCUGUGCAGUGCGGAGCUUCUCGGUGGUGGCGUGGUGGAAGCUGGGAAUGGAUCAAGUGCAGUUUCCCUGGGGAAAGCCGCUGCACCUUGGUCCUGUCAUUUUCUCUCACUCGCAGGACCUCGUGCUCUUGCUUCCGCACCACCAUGGCCACGGCCUUAACAUUGUCAUUGCUCUCCUUCCUUCUCAGAUGUCCAAGUUUGAGCGCAUUUUGCCUCUCUUGUUAGAUUAGAAUAUGUGUCUGUUUGCUCUGCUCUCUCCCCCUUUUCGAGUGUCGUCGUCAACUGUUUGUUUCCAAGUGAUUUCUGCCCUUUGCUGUUGUAUGUAAUUACACUGUACUAUUAUAUAUUCAGCUCAGGUCUUUUCUA